AUGAAGGUCUUGUUGCCCUCGCUUGCCGCAGGGAUCCAACUGGCAGCCCUCGCGGUGGCUCAAGAUGGUCAAGUCAAUCUCACCGAACUAGAACAUUACUGGUCCUAUGGUCGUUCUGAGUCAGUGCCUGAUACUCCGGUGGCACAGGGACUGGGUGACUGGGCCGAUGCCUACACGAAAGCUCGAGACCUCGUGUCUCAGAUGACGCCCGCCGAGAGAAACAAUAUCACAUAUGGCCAUACAUCAACCACCACGGGCUGCUCCGGCAUGACAGGUAGUGUGCCUCGAUUGGGCUUUCCGGGUAUCUGUUUCCAGGACGCUGGGAACGGAGUGAGAGGUGUCGACAUGGUCAACUCUUAUUCGGCUGGAUUGCACGUCGCAGCAUCCUGGAAUCGCGACCUGGCUCACUCAAGGGCCCACUAUAUGGGUGCUGAGUUCAAGCGGAAGGGAGUGAAUGUCGCCCUAGGCCCCGUUGUCGGACCGGCAGGAAGGGUUGCCAAAGGAGGCCGGAACUGGGAGGGCUUUGGUCCCGAUCCUUACUUGUCCGGCAGCCUCGCCGCCGAGUCUGUCCGUGGCCUCCAGCACUCUGUGAUUGCAUGCGUGAAGCACUUGGUCGCCAACGAACAAGAAACGAACCGCAACAUUCCGUCAUUACUAGAAGGAACCCACAAUCAAUCCAUUUCUUCUAACAUUGACGAUAAAACCAUGCACGAGUUAUAUCUCUGGGGAUUCCAAGAUGCAGUCAAGGCUGGUGCUGGAUCCAUGAUGUGCAGUUACAACCGUCUGAACAACAGUUACGGCUGUCAGAACAGCAAAUCCAUGAAUGGGCUGCUCAAAGGAGAGCUUGGAUUCCAGGGAUUUGUCGUAUCUGACUGGUACGCGCAGCACACGGGAAUUGCGAGCGCCAACGCAGGCCUGGAUAUUGCGAUGCCAUCGUCUUCCUACUGGGAGAAUGAUACGCUAGUUACUGCAGUUCAAAAUGGAUCAAUGCACGAGUCUCGCUUGAAUGAUAUGGCAACUCGCAUUCUCGCCGCUUGGUACAAGUAUGCUCCCAUUUCGGACCCUGGACAUGGAAUCCCUGUCAGUCUUCUCGAGCCUCAUGCGCAGGUUGAUGCUCGUGACCCCAAGUCGAAGUCAACCAUUCUUCAAGGUGCGGUUGAGGGCCAUGUCUUAGUGAAGAACACUAAUGGCGCAUUGCCGCUUCAAACCCCCAAGUUCUUAUCACUGUUUGGUUAUGAUGCCAUUCCUGCCGCCUUGAAUACUAUGGACGAUGUCUCCUUUGGAGGCUGGGCAAUGGGGUACAGCAGUGAAUUGACCUAUCCUAACGGCACGGCCGUGAACAAUGCUACCAUCCAGGCCAUGUUCCUCUCCAGUGCAAACCCUAAUGACCGUGGCCCUGGUGUUGCUCUCAACGGCACACUAUUUUCUGGAGCUGGAUCUGGCGCCAGCACCGGCUCCUAUAUUGAUGCUCCGUUGCACGCGUUCCAACGCCAGGCCUAUGAUGAUGACACAUUCCUUGCCUGGGACUUCACCUCGCCUCACCCUCUUGUCAACCCCGCCAGUGACGCCUGUAUCGUCUUCAUUAACGAACAGGCCUCUGAAGGCUGGGAUCGGGCAACCCUUGCUGACGCCUACUCCGACAAGCUUGUGCAAAACGUGGCGUCUCAAUGUCCGAACACGAUGGUGGUCAUUCACAAUGCCGGAAUUCGCUUGGUCGAUGAGUGGAUCGAAAACCCAAACAUCACCGCCGUCAUCUAUGCUCAUAUCCCUGGCCAGGAUAGCGGAAGGGCUCUUGUGGAGGUCAUGUUCGGGAAGCAAUCCCCGUCGGGACGUCUUCCAUACACGGUAGCUCGCAAGGAGUCGGACUAUGGCAAGCUGCUCGAACCAGUGGUGCCCGAGGGAACCAAAGACCUCUAUUACCCCCAGUCCAACUUCACCGAGGGUGUCUACAUCGACUACAAGGCUUUUGAAGCAGCAAAUAUCACGCCACGAUUCGAGUUUGGCUAUGGAUUGACGUAUACCAACUUCAAGUACUCGGACAUCAGCGUGACUGUCAAUCCUGAUGCCAGCCUAGAUUAUCUCCCUGAGAAUACCACUGUGAGCGAGGGAGGUAUGAAGUCCCUGUGGGAUAUUGUCGCCACUGUCAAUUGUACGGUUCGAAAUACCGGAUCGAAGUCUGCUGCGGAAGUUGCACAGCUGUAUGUCGGCAUUCCGGGCGGCCCUACGAAGGUCCUACGUGGAUUUGAAAAGAAAGUCAUCCAUCCUAGCCAAGAGAAGCACUUUACUUUUGAUCUUACACGUCGUGAUCUCAGUCAGUGGGAUGUUGAGAAACAAGCCUGGGGCCUUCAAGCUGAGACUUACUCGAUCUAUGUUGGCAAAAGCGUACUCGAUAUCCAGCUAACGAGCCAACUUGAUCUGUCUCAUGAUGUAUAG
Molecule: messenger RNA, 2433 nt
Organism: Penicillium macrosclerotiorum
Lineage: Eukaryota; Fungi; Ascomycota; Eurotiomycetes; Eurotiales; Aspergillaceae
Product: beta-glucosidase
Exons: 2
Coding region: 1-2433 (810 amino acids)
Biological process (GO): glucan catabolic process
Molecular function (GO): beta-glucosidase activity
Source: RefSeq, a predicted model, not a curated record